Molecule: messenger RNA, 5064 nt
Organism: Cololabis saira (Pacific saury)
Lineage: Eukaryota; Metazoa; Chordata; Actinopteri; Beloniformes; Belonidae
Product: microphthalmia-associated transcription factor-like
Exons: 11
Coding region: 94-1683 (529 amino acids)
Biological process (GO): regulation of transcription by RNA polymerase II; melanocyte differentiation
Cellular component (GO): nucleus
Molecular function (GO): protein dimerization activity; DNA-binding transcription factor activity, RNA polymerase II-specific; RNA polymerase II cis-regulatory region sequence-specific DNA binding
Source: RefSeq, a predicted model, not a curated record
CUCAGAGAAGUAACAGCGGCGGCACAAACAUCGUCCGGUGGUUUCUUUUUUUUUUAACGGUUUAACGCUUUUCAAAAGCUAACAUUUUCGAAUAUGCAGGCUGAGUCGGGAAUAGUUCCGGACUUCGAGGUCGGAGAGGAUUUUCCAGAGGAACCUAAAACGUACUACGAAUUGAGGAGUCAGCCUUUGAAAAGCAGCAGCAGCCCGCCGGACCAGCGCAGCUCCUCCAAGCCCCCGCUGAGCUCCUCGGCCAUGACAUCACGCAUCCUGCUCCGGCAACAGCUGAUGCGGGAGCAGCUCCAGGAGCAGGAGCGGCGGGAGCAGCAGAGGCAGCAGUCCUCUCAGUACCCACAAACCACAGCUGCCCAGACCCCCGCCAUCAAUGUCAGUGUCCCCGCCAGUUUACCACCUGCUGCACAGGUGCCAAUGGAGGUGCUUAAGGAAGGAUGGACUAAAGUGUCAGCGGGAAUGUGUUGUGUAAAUGUCCAGACUCACCUUGAGAACCCAACCAAGUACCACAUCCAGCGUUCCCAGCAGCAGCAGGUGAAGCGGUACCUUGGAAAGCUCGACUCCCAGGCGUUGAGCCUGCCCUGCCCCAACCAGUCCUCUGACCACGGGGGCAUGCCGCCAGGGCCGGGCAACAGCGCCCCCAACAGCCCUAUGGCCUUACUGACCCUGAACUCUAACUGCGAGAAAGAGAUGGAUGAUGUCAUUGACGACAUUAUUAGUCUGGAGUCCAGUUACAGUGAUGAAAUCCUCGGCCUCAUGGACCCGGGACUUCAGAUGGCAAACCCGAUGCCGGUGUCUGCUAACCUCAUGGACAUGUAUGGUAAUCAGGGGAUGUCCCAGCAGGGUCUGCCCAUCAGCAACUCCUGCCCCGCCAACCUGCCCAACAUCAAAAGGGAAUACUCAGUGUCACAGUCCCCGGCCAUCAUGCACAUGCUGGAUAAGUCUGGAUCCUGCGGCAAAUUUGACAACUAUCAAAGACCUGAUGGGUUCCCUGUGGUAGCUGAGGUAAGAGCCAUGGCUAAGGAAAGGCAGAAGAAGGACAACCACAAUUUGAUUGAGAGACGACGGCGGUUUAACAUCAACGACCGAAUCAAGGAACUGGGAACGUUGAUCCCAAAAUCCAACGACCCAGACAUGCGCUGGAACAAAGGCACUAUCCUGAAGGCAUCGGUGGACUAUAUUCGGAAGCUGCAGCGGGAGCAGCAGAGGGCCAAAGAGCUGGAGACUCGGCAGAAGAAGCUCGAGCAUGCCAACCGACAUCUGAUGCUCAGAAUACAGGAAUUAGAAAUGCAGGCGCGAGCCCACGGCCUGGCCAUCACGUCUUCAACACUGUGCGCAAGCGAACUGGCCAUGCGGAGCAUCAAGCAGGAGCCGUCUCUGGAGGACUGUCACCAGGACCUGUACUCGCUGCACCCCCACCACCAACACCACCCCGCCUGCACCCCGGAGCAGCCCAGCACGCUGGAGCUGAACGAAGGCCACUCAAACUUCCCCGAGGGCCACUACCACGUCCACAGCAAAGCAGGCUCCAAACUCAACGACAUCCUCAUGGAGGACAACCUCUCCCCGGUGAGAGGCGGAGACCCGCUGCUCUCGUCCGUCUCGCCAGACGCCUCAAAGGACAGCAGUCGUAAAAGUAGCGUGAGCAUGGAUGAGAACGAGCAGGGCUGUUAGCCCCCCCCGACGGAGGAAACCUCCACCACAUCUUCAAUCCCUCUAGUGCUAGAAGCGCGGAGGCUGACACACUCCCGCUGCUGAAGAGGCUUUUCUCCAUGUCAUUGUUUGUUCUUUUUGUUUGUUCUUUUCCUCCUUCCCCUCCUGUGUUUACAUGUGUUGCAUCUUUUUCAGUUUUUUUCUAUUGUUUAUAUUUUCUCGACCUUGAUUUCAAGGACUGAUUUUAAAUUGUUUGCUUUAAUCAAUGCUUUGAUGACAAUAAGUUACAGAAGUUUAUAUAUUUGAAAAAAAAACAACAACUAUAUAUGCAUUUAUCUUUGGAUAGAGACUAGAUUAUGUUUGUUUUUCUAUUGAUUCCAAAGAAUCUAGGGAAAUUAUAAAUCAUGGUCAGAAGUGUAGAUAUUUUGUGGUGAGACAAACACUGCUUUUUUUUAAAUCACUAGCAAUAAUAGGAGAAGAAAUAUUUAUUACUCGUGCUUUACACUCUUUGUGUCUUAGAUUAAACUUGAAUGUGCCAUUGCCUUAUGAAGAUGUGCACACAUCGUUGUAUUGCUAUGCACAUGUUUGGCUGUUAGCAGAGUCUCCGUCAGUCUUCCAGUUGAAAUUUCUCGCUUGACAAAUAUUAAUCAAUUGUAGAUUUGAUCUAUUUAUGUAUCUAUCCAAACAGGACUUUAUAUAUACAUUUCCAAUAUAAUAUAAUUUAUAACAAGCCAGUUUAAAAAACUUGAGAUUAAAACCUUUUUUAUACUCUGAAAACUAAAGCAUCUCCUUUUUAAGAUAUCCAAAAUGUUCAAAGUCAUCACUGGUAUUAAUACAUUUGAGUUUUUUUAUUCAGUAUAACAAUGAGAAACCGCCCAAUUACAAGUCAGAGGCGUCAGGUUUUCACCACAAAUCCUUGAAUUACAAAAUACUGAUUGUUCCAAGAGCAAGAUAUUGAUUUUUUUUACUGAUGCAUUCCUCACUGUCAAAACCACUGAAACACUUAAAAAACACUUAUAAAACAUGAAAUGAAGUCUCAAAGCUUUGGAUCUGGAUAUUGGUGCAGGAUUCUAUCAAUCUUUGGCAUUUGCUUGAUCAAUUACACAAUGAAACUAAUAUUGAGCUCUGAUGUCCAGGCAGAUGGAGAUGGUGAAACUCUCAGCACACGGUAAGCUGCAACGCUGCAGGUGUUGCUCUCCUUGUUGUUUUUUUUUUUUUUUUUUAACAGUCCACUGAUUUCUUUUUUUAAAUUAUUAUUUUUAUACCAUUUAAGAAACAGCUAACCUUCAGGGGUUUUUUUUGUAAUGUGAAAUAUACAAUGCCAAGGACUAUAAGGAGACUGAUGUAGGAUGUUGUCAAAACACUGGAAUGAACUGAAAUGUGGUUUGUUAGCCUUUUUUUUUCUUUUUUUUUUUUUUUUUUAAAUCAAGGCAUACUAAUCUGUUGUAUUUGGCUUGUGAACUGCACAUGCAAUAUUUUAUGAGACUGUAGAUUCUUUAAGGUACGCAGUUGCUGUAUAUUUCCGCAGUUUGCAACAGUUGUAGCAUGUUCCUUAAUAACUGCUGAGAUCCCUGCUAUAGCACAUACUGUAUGUCAAACUAUGCAAUGGAUAGAGUUGUGUCAGUAAUCACAUCAGCAUGUAUUGAAAAUGUGAUCUCUCAUGUGGAGUGGUUAGAGAUGGUGUAAAGUCAUUACCUUUUUCAUUUAAGUGCCUUACAGUUGCUUUUGUUACCCUGGUGAUGUACGAGAAGUGAUGCAGUAUUUUGUUGAUGUCAAUAAUCGUGUUUGGUGCUUCUUAGAUUAACUGUCAAGGUGCCAAGGUCACUUAGAGAGUAGCAGGAAACAGCCUUUUUCAGAAUGAGGUAAUUAUAAACCUUUUCAAUCUUAUAAACCACAAGAUAUCCAUAAAGUGGAAUCCCAAAGUGUUCAGUAUUAAAUAAGACAAGUAAUCCUAAAAUGUAUUAGAUUGUAUGGGAAAAUCCAAUAAAUGUGUAAAGGAUUUAACUUAUUUUUGUUGUAACCGUUUUACUAAUCAACACAUAAUUCCAGAAAAUGUCAAGUCUGUUUUAUUUCCAAGUGCCUUUACUGCCACUCUAUGCACCAAUACCACUUCCGACCACAUGGGGGCAUUAAGAACAUUUUGAAAAAAUGCUUCCCCCCUGUGGCCAGAAGUGGUAUUGUUAGUCUUUUUUUUUUUUCAUUUUCACUUACAGGCAUAAAAUGUUGUUGCCAGCCACCACUUGCCAGCCAGAUUGGCAGUGACAGAGUAAAUGUGGGCAGAAAGAAUGUGGCUCCCCCGGUAACAUCAAAUCAUUUAAAAUAAACUUGUAGUGUGAACUCAAUUCCAACUAUUGAUAGCUGAAUAGUUGGAGGUGGAGUUGCUCAGUUCCCUCUUUUGAAAUUCUCUAAGCCACAGCAGUAUUAGUACUAACAUCGUUAGUAUUAGUUUGAUAUGAAUCAAAAGCAUGUUAACAUGCUCGCUUCAGCAACCCAAAGCUUUAUUUUGUCUGAGUGCUGCAUGAAAGAGCCACAACACAAGUUUACCCAUAAUCACGUGCUGUACUCUUUUAUUCAUUUCAUUCUUUGAUAUAAUAUUUAUUAAUUUAGUACUGAACACUUUGGAUAACUGUAUGCUCUGUAGCAGUACAUUUUAUACUUUCCCAAAGUUGUACUGAGUUCUUCUGAGACUGGUAUGAAUGUAGUUCACAGUUGUAACUGCCAAAUGUGUGCCAAAAUUGGUGACAAUACGAGGAUGUAAAUGGCCAUGCUUUAACUGUUUUUCUCCGUGCCUCGUUGAAAGCACAACGGGGCGAGAUGGCUCUGAGCAAAACACUGAUAUUUUGAAUGUUCAUUCUUGUAUGCUUAUAAAGGUAGUUCAAGGAAGAAAUAGCAGCACAAAAAAGAUAUAUAUGGAACUGGUUUAUACCCACAUCUCACAGUGUUGUAGUCCAUGAGAUGCAGGUGGAAGCUUAAGGAAAAUGCGACGCGUGAGCCUGCAGGUACAGUGUAAAAAACAACCACACACACACGCACACAAAAGCCUGGCACAUAUUUUGACUGAACCCAGAUCAGGUGGAUCAAAAUAACCUUAAAAUGUGACCGGUUUCGAAAGGUUAAUAUCGUCACGCACGGUGGCAGCACUUCUACUAUGACACUAUAUUGGUAAAACAAUAAUGGAGAAAGGUGUUGGCUCAGUUUUUUAACCUUGCUUGUCGAUUCUCAUUCCUGUGGUUCGUAGACAACGAUGUUCUUCUGCAAUUUUGCGACUGUUUUUAUUGUUGCCGUUUGUAAGAGAUGAAUGUGGUAAGAGUGUACCCACUGUUUUCAGAUAGUUGAACGCCAGCUCUUUGGUAUUCAAUGGUGAAACUGUCUUGUUAGAAAAUAUUAAAAGAUUUAUGUGAA